Thyridium curvatum is the source of this 1866-nucleotide messenger RNA. RefSeq lists its product as uncharacterized. Lineage: Eukaryota; Fungi; Ascomycota; Sordariomycetes; Thyridiales; Thyridiaceae. The record is from RefSeq and is a predicted model, not a curated record. The transcript has 3 exons. Bases 1 to 1866 code for a protein of 621 amino acids. Gene Ontology annotation, biological process: fatty acid metabolic process. Gene Ontology annotation, molecular function: medium-chain fatty acid-CoA ligase activity.
AUGGCGUCCACCAUUCCCCGGUUGCCGGUUUUUGAGGCCCUGCAGAAGCAUGACCCCGAGUCCACGGCCGUCAUUCAUUCCGUGUCUGGCCGGAGUUUCAAGUACGGCGAAUUGCUUGGGGACGUCUGCCGGACGAGGAACCGCCUGCUCGAGGCCGCGGGCAAGAGCGAUAUUGGUGGCGAACGCGUCGCUUUCCUCGUCGAGAACAGCUACGACUAUGUAGUGACGUUGCUGGCCAUCCUCGCGGCGCGUUCGAUUGCUGUGCCGCUAUCACCGGCCUUCCCCGCGCCGGAGCUCCAGUACAUCCUUGACCACAGCGAGGCUGCGUUGCUGCUGUCAUCAGCCAAGUUCAGCUCCAAAGCCAAGGAAGUCUUGGCGCUGAAUCUGGCCUCCAAGCCGGUUCAUCUGGAACUGUCCAAGCACCAAGGUGGGGGUAGUCAUGAGCAGGUCACUCUGGAAGGGGACGGGGCGGGUGCAGCUGGCAUGAUGCUGUACACGUCCGGUACUACGAACAGGCCGAAAGGUGUUCUGCUUCCACAAAGAGUCAUGACCGCCCAGGCGCAAUCCCUAUUAGAUGCGUGGGAAUAUUCACCAUCAGAUCAUCUCCUUCAUGUCCUCCCACUGCACCAUAUUCACGGCACAAUCAACGCCAUCUUCGCUCCGCUUUUCGCCGGUAGCACGGUCGAGUUCAUGUUCCCUUUUAACGCAGACGCAGUCUGGCACCGUCUUGCCGCACCGUUCCUGACAGAGUCCAAGCCGCACACCAAUGGGACCAAUGGAGUCAACGGUGUCCAUGGUACGACCGAUGUGAAUGUGAAUGGGAUCAACGGUGUGCACAAGACAGCAAACGGUGACCAUUCGGCGAAGAGAGUCACAGCAAAGAAGAACCCCAUAAGUUUCUUCACGGUCGUCCCUACUGUUUACAGCCGACUGCUAAGCACCCACCGGUUCUUGCCCUUGGAUGUUCAGGAGGCUGGACGAAAGGCCGUUUCGCCAGAGUACAUGCGCCUGAGUAUCAGCGGCUCGGCGGCACUACCCGCACCCAUCAAGAAAGCAUGGGCGAAGCUAUCCCAUGGCAAUGUCCUUCUCGAGCGGUACGGUAUGACCGAGGUUGGCAUGGCUCUGUCUUGCGGUCUUGACUCUGUUGAUCGUGUCGACGGCAGCGUGGGAUGGCCUCUUCCAUCUGUAGAAGCUCGUUUGGUCGACGUGGACACCGGAGAUGUCAUCCUGCCGGGGCAGGAGCUCACGCCUGAUGGCAGGGAGCGCGCUGGAGAGAUCCAACUGCGUGGCCCCACCAUCUUUGCCGAGUACUGGCGCAACCCUGAAGCCACAAAGAAGGAGUUUGUACCCUCCGACGAGGAGGGCGGCCGGCCUUGGUUCAAGACCGGCGACGUCGCCGUGCGCCGCUCUGUCGAGGGCGCCGGGCAGAGCACUCGCGCCAGCCAGGGCUGGACGCACUCGGGCAAGUCGUCACCCGGGAGCUCGGACAUGUAUUUUAUCCUGGGCCGCAAGAGCGCCGACAUCAUCAAGUCGGGCGGCGAAAAGGUCUCGGCCCUCGAGGUCGAGCGCGAGCUGCUCUCGCUCCCCGAGGUCGCCGAGGCGGCCGUCUGCGCCGUGCCCUCGGGCAAGUGGGGCCAGAAGGUCGGCUGCGUGCUCAUCCUCAACAAGGAGAACCUCGAGCCGUCGGGCGGCAAGUGGACGCCCAUGGACAUGCGCCGCGCGCUCAAGGGCCGGCUGGCCAACUACAAGAUCCCCCAGGUCAUGCGGGUGGUCGAGCACAUCCCGCGCAACGCCAUGGGCAAGAUCAACAAGAAGCUGCUCGUGGCCGAGAUAUUCAGGGACGACCACAGCGGGGAUGAGAUGUGA